CCCUACGUGGUGUUGUAAUCGCUAAGAAAUGUCUUAGCAAUUAACCGGAUCGCAGGUCGCAGAACCAUACCCUUUGAAUCAUUUGAGUUUAAUAUAAAAGCUAUUAUGUAUUGAAUGAUCUGUUAACAUUCGUAGUAUCGGAAUAGUGGACCAAUUUUGUAUCAUGGCGUUACAAGUUAGUAGAUAUUGUAUGACAGUGUCACGAACUCUAAUAAAUACGAAUUCCAUUACAACCCGGCUGAUGAGUGCAACAUGCAGCGAUAUAUCUUCUAAAUUUUUACGCUAUCAAGAAUAUGGAGAACCAAGCAAGGUUCUAUCAGUUCAUACUGACAAACUAGCUAAGCCUACCAAAGACCAGGUAAUCGUGAAAUGGCUUCUAGCUCCUCUCAAUCCAGCUGACAUUAAUACAAUCCAGGGUAAAUAUCCCAGUAAACCUCAACUACCGGCUGUGCCCGGUAAUGAGGGUGUGGGUGUAAUAUUGGAAGUUGGACCUGGAGUUAAGAACUUACAAGUUGGUGAUAAAGUUGUACCAAAUACAGGGCAGUCUGGUACAUGGAGGACACAUGCAACUUAUAAUUCGCAGCAAUUACUCAAGGUCCCGAAAGAAUUGGGGAACAUUGAGGCAAGUAUGCUCAAUGUGAACCCAUGUACUGCUUACAGAAUGCUGAAGGACUUUGCAUGCCUGAAACGUGGCGAUUCGGUCAUUCAGAAUGGCGGUAACUCUGCUGUUGGGCAAUAUGUUAUACAACUCUGUAAAAUUUGGGGUAUCUUAAAUGUCAGUACCGUCCGUGAUAGACCAACAAUUUCAGAUCUAAAGGAGGAGUUGAUCAACCUAGGAGCCACAGAAGUACUGACUGAAGAAGAAAUCCGUACAUCUACAGUUUUCAAAAAUAAAUUACCAAGGCCAAAGCUAGCUUUGAAUUGCGUAGGAGGCAAAAGUGCUUUGGAAAUAUUAAGACACUUGGAUAACAAUGGCACUAUGGUAACAUAUGGAGGAAUGUCUAGGGAACCAGUUACCGUACCGACAUCAGCUCUGAUAUUCAAGAAUGUGUCAGUGAAAGGCUUUUGGGCAUCGCAGUGGUCAAAGGAGCAUUUGGAAUCAGAAGAGCGUCAGCUAAUGUAUGAUGAAUUAGCACAACUGCAUAUCGCAAAAAAGUUGAAGUCCCCUGCAACAAAACUUGUACCAUUUAGCAACUACCAGGAAGCAGUUUCGAAUGCCCUCAGUCUUGAUGGAAAAACAGGAGUAAAAUAUGUCUUGGAUAUGACCAAAGAGUAAAAGCAUACAAACCUAACCAUAAGAUGAAACACGUUACAAAGUUAUAGAAGAAACUAUCGUGGGCCUAUAGACAUACUGAUGUGUAUCCGAGUAUUUCAACAAAGGUCUCAUAGGUGCUACAACAGUGCUGUACAUAGGGAUAUUGUGUAAAGUGAAUUCAAAACAUCACGUUGAGAGCAAAUUAAACUUGCAAUAAUCAAUAAAAUUUGUCUUGUGUUCCAUAA
Molecule: messenger RNA, 1500 nt
Organism: Athalia rosae (coleseed sawfly)
Lineage: Eukaryota; Metazoa; Arthropoda; Insecta; Hymenoptera; Athaliidae
Product: enoyl-[acyl-carrier-protein] reductase, mitochondrial
Exons: 5
Coding region: 164-1276 (370 amino acids)
Biological process (GO): fatty acid metabolic process
Cellular component (GO): mitochondrion
Molecular function (GO): trans-2-enoyl-CoA reductase (NADPH) activity
Source: RefSeq, a predicted model, not a curated record